Messenger RNA from Homo sapiens (human), 6592 nucleotides. RefSeq names its product membrane associated ring-CH-type finger 1 (gene MARCHF1). Gene Ontology annotation, molecular function: zinc ion binding; ubiquitin protein ligase activity. Gene Ontology annotation, cellular component: lysosomal membrane; plasma membrane; late endosome membrane. The coding region runs from base 517 to 2142 and encodes 541 amino acids. Gene Ontology annotation, biological process: protein ubiquitination. The record is from RefSeq and is a predicted model, not a curated record. The transcript is spliced from 9 exons. NCBI's taxonomy places the organism in Eukaryota, Metazoa, Chordata, Mammalia, Primates, Hominidae.
ACACCGGCGUGGUACUAGUCACGGAGCCGCACCCCUCGGAAAGCGCGGAGUCGAUGACAGCCACUUCACAGGCUCACGCGCUCCUAGUGUGGGCUUGAAGGGGACGGGGACCGAUUACCAAAGGAGAGCGCUGAGUACGGAAGACACAGGGCAGCCUUUGUCUUGGGUUUAGCGCUGAUGCGCUCAACCCUGAGUCGGGUUCACUGCAACUGUUGUGUCCGAUUUCGGUUCCCUGCAACCGCCCUCCUGGGCGAGAGAUGUCAUUGUGUUCCUGCGGCCAGCGGGACUGAGAGCUGGGACUUAAGACGCCAGGAGGGUCCUGCGCUCACGGGAAAUGUACCCCAAAAGAACUCUGAGAGAAUAUACUCAACUGUCCUGCUGUGAUUAAACAAGACUGCUGUAUUUUACCUGAGCUUGGCAAAGCAAGGAUAUGAACAAUUGUGCAGGUGGGCUACUCAGGGCGAGUGAAGAGAUAAGGCAUCCAAUCAGGGAUUGGCCACCUGCAGCCCUGCCAAUAUGCCCCUCCACCAGAUUUCCGUAAUCCCAGCACGGGAGACUGCCAGCAAUGGGAGAAAUUCAAUGGGCAGAAACAAAGAGAAGAACAAGGAAGUCGAGAAUGAAAAAUCCCCAGGGCGAUCUGCAAGUCGAUCAAGUAACAUUUCAAAAGCAAGCAGCCCAACAACAGGGACAGCUCCCAGGAGCCAGUCAAGGUUGUCUGUCUGUCCAUCCACUCAGGACAUCUGCAGAUCUGCCAUCUUGCAUGACAUGUCAGAAGAGUCAUUUGAGUAUUGCACCCCUGUCAUGGUGCUGAGCCCUGCUAGGAAGGAGUCUGGUAAGAAAUCAGUAAUACAAAGACCUAGGAGGAGGAGAAAAGCCUCUGAGAGAUAUGAGCAUGCUGCAGAAGAACAAAUAAGAGGGAGAAAAAAUGACUUUCACCUUCAAAUCUCAAGCCCCAGGUGGAGGGAGCUUUACACAGAUUCUUCAGAUUCAUCUUCCACAGAUGAGAGUCAUUGGAUUCAGGCAAAAAGAAGAGCCCAGGUUAAAUUCAGACUGUCAAGAAGAAGGAGGAGAAAUAAUAAUAAGCCGUGUGAAAACUUAGCUGGGUCUUCCACUCCUAACGGAAUUGAGCUCGUUGAUCUGGGAUCCAAAGGUAAAGAGCAACAAGAGCUGAUUGAAUGUGAGAGUUGCUCUUUAAAUCUCCACAGAGGAAAACAUACAAGGUACCAAGAAUGCAACCCUUCUCUGACUCAAGGGUCCUCUGAAAUUAAGAGAUCCUCAAGGAAUCAUGAGAAGAGCAAAGGCAGAUAUCACCACAGAGAUCCUCAGCUCUUGCAAAGUCUUAGGAAAAAUGAAAUAAUGAAGAAGACAUUUUCAGAAACAGAUUCCAGCACUGAAAUACUGGGAGUUCCAGAAGGCAGCAAGGACAUGAAUGAUGCAGGGCUCCAGGUGAAUAACCCUGUUCAGAAGCCUCCUGCCACCUAUGACGAUGGGUCUGAUAAUUUAGAAGUAUGCAGAAUCUGUCACUGCGAAGGGGAUGAAGAGAGCCCCCUCAUCACACCCUGUCGCUGCACUGGGACACUGCGCUUUGUCCACCAGUCCUGCCUCCACCAGUGGAUAAAGAGCUCAGAUACACGCUGCUGUGAGCUCUGCAAGUAUGACUUCAUAAUGGAGACCAAGCUCAAACCCCUCCGGAAGUGGGAGAAACUACAGAUGACCACAAGUGAAAGGAGGAAAAUAUUCUGCUCUGUCACAUUCCACGUAAUCGCGAUCACCUGUGUGGUUUGGUCUUUGUAUGUAUUGAUAGACCGGACAGCGGAGGAAAUCAAGCAAGGCAAUGACAAUGGUGUCCUUGAAUGGCCAUUUUGGACAAAACUGGUUGUGGUAGCCAUUGGCUUCACAGGAGGUCUUGUCUUCAUGUACGUACAGUGUAAAGUCUAUGUUCAGUUGUGGCGCAGGCUGAAGGCCUACAACCGUGUGAUCUUUGUACAAAAUUGCCCAGACACUGCCAAAAAACUGGAGAAGAACUUCUCAUGUAAUGUAAACACAGACAUCAAAGAUGCUGUGGUAGUGCCUGUACCACAAACAGGUGCAAAUUCACUGCCAUCUGCAGAGGGUGGCCCCCCUGAAGUUGUAUCAGUCUGAUGGAACCUGUUGGGAGUUUCUUCACCGAAGAAUAUCUUUCUAGCCCUCAGCCACUACAAAUGACAGAAGUGAUCUUGAAUUAUUUACUCCCUUCAGCUCCUCCUUUCUCCUACUGACACAUUUUUCCUGACUUUGUUCAAAGAGGAAAGGAGAAAAACAAACAGACCAAAUGCCCAGGAGCCCAUGAAGUAAUAGCGUAAAGUAAAGUAUGAUAUGGAAAUGUGAAGUUUGCAAGAGAAUGAUUUCCAAGACAAUUAAGAACUACUGGGGCAAUGAAUGCUUUUAGGCAGUAAUCAAAGAUUAAAUGGACCCAUGAUACUCUUCUUCACAGUAACAGGGGAAAAGUUCAAGAAUACAGACUUGAAUUGCGAUGUGUAUUACUUCUAGGGCCUUGUAAUGUUAACUGUCUCAUCUGGAAAUAACUAACAUAUUUGGUUUUAAGCCUGAAAUUGUCUGCAUUAUCCCUAAGUCACAUUGGAAGUGAACUUGGAGGAUGCAUAUUUUGAUAUGCUUUGACAGCUAACAGAUUUGUAUGGUUUAGUGGAGUCUGGUUAUUUUGACAGAUGCAUGUUUUUUUUAAAUAGAUGCAAUAUACAUUUGAAGACAUUGAUAUUUGGAAUUAAUUACGUUUGUUUAAGUCACGCAAAAGAUUUUCAGAAAAUGUUCGGAUAUAAUUAGCUCUGUUAAAUACCCACAGAACUGUUAUCAGGUCUUAUAUUUAUUUUCAUCUGGUUCCUCUAAUACAGUGCUGUCCAAUAGAAACACAACAGCCACAAAUGCAGGCCACAGAUGCAAAUAUUUAACUUCCCAGUAGCCCUAUUUUAAAAAGUAAAAAUAAAUGUUUGUUUGUUAAAAUGAAUUUUGAUUUUUUAAAAACACUAUAUGUUAUUUCAACAUGUCAUCAAUAUAAAAAAUUGAUUGAUUGAUUGAUAGUUUACAUCUGUUUCUUGAACCAAGUUUUCAAAAUCCAGUUGGUAAUUUAAAAGUACACUUCAACUUGAAUUAACUAUAUUGGAUAGCACAGCCGUAAAAUUAGAGACUAAGCUUCUGCUUUAUUUAACAGUUGUUGAGUAUUUCAAAACAGUUUAAUUCAUUCUUUUAUUUCAAAGUCACAAAAGUUAGUUAUGAUUUUUAAAAGCAUUAAAUUAAGUGUCCUCAUUUUAAAGUCAGAUGAAGUUCACAUCUCUAAAGGGUAAAAAUCCAAAAGUAUAGAAAGAUAAAACAAUCAAUCUGCCUAUAGCAGAGUUGUGAAAUAAAUAAAUUGUUACUAUGAAGUACUUACAAUAGGGGAAUAAAAUUACCUAUUUUUGUUAUUAAAUCAAAUGUGUAAGGCUUAUUUCAUCCAUAUGAGGUGUCAACUUGACAGAUGAUGAGUAAUUAUGACUAAGAAUCUAGCCCUUACUUUUAAAAGCUGACAGGAUUUCCCUUGCUCAGUUAGAAAACAAAAAUAUUCAACAGAUUCUGUGAUAAGUAAUUAAUCGUUUAGGUUUGACAGUUGAUUAUUGUGUUCUUUGCAUAUUCAUGUAAAACUGAUGUGUGAAUGACAUUGCAGUGAGCUAGAUUAACGGUGAUUAUAGAUACAGUAGCCUGUCAAAGAAAGAUGUCCUACAUUAAAAAAGGUGACUUAUUUUUGUUAGCUGUCAUUAUUUAUUAACAUGAAAAGGCAAUGAUGGCCAUAAGAACCAAAGCAUGAGUAUCACACUGCACAAAUCUGGGUAUCACAUGGAUGCACUUUGUAAUUAUCAGUGUGCUUGUUCUUCACAGAUCAUAGGAAAAAGGGAAAAAAAAAACAAACCUUUAAAUGAGGAGAAAGAUGGUAUAAAUAUUAGUAGUGGCUGACACUGAGUCCAGAUAGUCUUGAUUCCUAGAAAUAAACAAAAGGUAAACAAUGUCAAUUUUGUGUGUGUGUAUGGCGUGUGUGUAGUCAUGUAUAUAUGCGGGGAAAAUGUUAAGGUAUUCAGUCAGGAAACAAAAGGUUUAAAACUCAUCUUUCUUAAAACUUGUUAUAAGCACAGGGAAAGCAAAGUUGAGGUAACUAAACUGAACCAAAAAUUCUGUAUAAAUAAGGAUAUAAGUAAUUAACGUUUUAAAAAACAUGUGGACCUUAAACAAACUGUAUAUUAAAUUCCUCUUAAAUGCCCAUUUUAAAUAUUUAAGAUAAAUACAUUUAUGAAUAACAAAUCUGUGGGUGAUUUAACCAUGGCACCAUAUCCAAGGGAUUAACCUUAAUGCAAUUUUCCUGUUAAUUGUCCUAAGCUUUUUACUAAUCCAUUUUCCCUGUGGGUUAGUAAUGGCAACAUGCUGCUUACAGAUAUUCCCGGGGAAAAACAUCCAGACACCAGCAAACAAAGAAAUGUUGAUUUCUCUUUUGUUUGCUCUGAAAGUAAAAUAAUUAUUUACUUUAAUUAACAUGGAAAAUAUUGUUUAAAUUCUGUACGAACCUAAACAAGAUACGUUGCAGGGCUGAUUUCACAGUGGAGGAUGAUCGGCUAAAAUAAAGCCUCAUUUAUUAAGGGCUACACUUUUAACACUAAGAAAACAUUUCUAGAAUAAAAAGCAAAGGUAAGCAUUAUUCUAUUAAUAGUAAAAGAGGACAUGGGAUUUUAAAACUAUACCUAAAUUCUUGCAAUUAACUUUUAUGGGCUUGGACAUUGUUGAAAUGAGAAAAUAAUAUAAUAUAGCUUCCUGGCAGGUUAAAAGUCAACACUUGAUUUUGCUAUUCUUCUGACUUUUUGAAACCCUGAAGUUCUGAAUUUCAAGCUUUUAAGAAGCUUUUCAGCAAUGGUUGUUUGUUUAUGGUUCAAACAUCUGAAAUAACUACCUGCAUUUAAAAUCUAAUGUUGAUUAUUUUCUUUUUACAUUCUGUGUGGCAAUGGAACAUUUGCCCUUUCAAACAAUAAAACGAUUUAGCUUUGUGGCAGUGCUUUUUUGUAGACUGACUGACUAUACCCUUCAAAAAGAAAAACUGCUCUACGGAAUGCAAAUUUUGAGGCAUGUUUACCUGCUCGUGGAAGAAAUAAAAUGGAAUUGAAAAAAAAAGGACUAAAAUUGAAGAAUGAAAUUACAGUUGUGUUAAAAACCUUGGCUCUUUAUAAUCAUGAAUCUUCAGUAUUAAACCAGACAUUGAUGCUGUUAAUUUUUUUAAAGAACUAUCACUCUUAUCGUACAGGAGUAAAGAUUAAAUUGUAAAAGAAAGAAAUUCCAAUUUUUUAAAAAGUAAAGCCCAAAAGGCAAUUAAGCUUAAGUACAAAAACAAAAUAAAAAUGAACAAAAUCUAAACUAAAGUGAGCCCAACAACCUGAGAUACAGCAAUGUGUAACCUGAAGGAAGAUAGGUGUAGACUGAAGGAGUCUUUCAAAACACCCCAGCAUUAAAUCUCACUCUGCGCUGCUUCUACACGUGAUUAUAGUCCCAGACAGACGACCUCAUGGUUUUUUAUCUUGUUUUACAAAAGGUCCUUGGGUACUCUUUAAAACAUCUAUUCUUUGGCAGGAAAAUUAGCUCAUUAGAACAAUGACACCAUUAAGGGACAUUAUAAGGGUCCUGGGGCUGAGGUGGGAAGAUUUUUCUAUCUGCCCCAUAUAGUUUACCCUUCCUUGCCUUGAAAAUGAAUAUUAUAGAACAGAGUACAGCUCUUAAAAGUUAUUAGUAUCAUUAUUAUUAUAGUUGUUAUAUAAUACUUUAAUUAAGAAAGAUGAAAACCUUUUUUCUUUCCUAAGUCAGCCCAAUGGUGCUAUUUUACAUAUCAACACAGUUGAAAGGAAGUACUGUUAUUUUGGGCUGCAGUGUUUCCUCCACAUCUAAAGAAAGCCCAUUUUGAAACUGGAUACUGCAUUAAAACAAAGAAGGAAAAAUUAUUUUAACUGUGUGCAGUUUUUGAAAUUAGGCAUUUGUACUAUUUUGGUUUUACAUAAUUCUCUUGCAUUAACAAUUUACUGUUUUGUGAAUCAUGUGUACUAAAGCAAAUUAAGAAAAAGAAAAUAAUUAUCUGUGAAAGACUUUGUAUAUUAAACAAGUGACGCAAACCUUAGUUGUGGUUUCCACAAUUUUUGCCUAACAGACUGAUAUUUGUAUUUGCAACAUCCAAACACACAUACAUUUUUUAAGAUUUUACAAGGGUCUGAACAUAUAAUUAUUUUAAAGCAAACCUACGUUGACUAACUCAUGACAUGGUACAAAUAAAUAAAUACACAAACAGAGGGAAACCAAUGAAAAUAAACUAUGUGGACUUUCAAACCUGCUUUAAAAAAAGAGUUCAAGAGAAAUCACAAUGUAAUCUAAAGCGGGACUGUCUCAAGAAUAAGUCUUGGAUAUAGAAAAAUAAGCAUAUAACAGCAUUUUUCUGUUCAGAGAUAAUAGUGGAUUCAGAUAAUUGCAUGGAUAAUAAACAUUAAAAGCAAGAUAUUAGAAUCUAAGAGGUUUGGUGAUAGCAAAAAACAAAGCUGUUUCC